Molecule: messenger RNA, 7594 nt
Organism: Bombus huntii
Lineage: Eukaryota; Metazoa; Arthropoda; Insecta; Hymenoptera; Apidae
Gene: RhoBTB
Product: rho-related BTB domain-containing protein 1
Exons: 15
Coding region: 1108-3321 (737 amino acids)
Biological process (GO): small GTPase-mediated signal transduction
Molecular function (GO): protein binding; GTP binding; GTPase activity
Source: RefSeq, a predicted model, not a curated record
GUACAAUUAGGCUGGUAAAAAGAAAGAUGAAAGAAAUAUUGGGCGAUGCGGUUAAUUUGCAACAGAAAAAUAAUCGUGCAGAACGUCAUGUUGUGAAACUAAAUUAUUUGAGAAUAAUUUCUUUGAAGAAAGGCUGGAUCACUUAGAAGGCAAGAAUACUUGCAAUUUAAAAAGAGGAAUAAAAUGAUCAGAAAAUUUUGAGUAUUCUAAGUAUUCUAAAAGCAAUGUUGGAUUUCAAAUUGGAUAAAAUGGAUCAAAGCAAAUUCCAAAUAUUAAAUUCUAAAUCUCCAUCAAAUUCAAACUUUCUUAAUAGUUAGAAUAAUUAAGCUCUGACCAUAAUCAACGGUAAACAUGAAAAAUCUCUCGCGAUAAAACAGGCAUUGCGAAAUGGAGGAAGAGGCGAAGAGGUGGUAGACUGGGGUUGUCGUCGCUCGGGAACGAGGCAGGGCAUGUCGGGGUCAGAGACGAGUUCAUUCAGUCUCACGCGGUUGGCUGACUGCUGAUCGUUUUCUCUUGUUCCAACUCUUGCCGAAGCUUACAUUCUCCUCCUUUCCUGUCUCGGUGAUUCUCCCUUCCUGUGGCGUUGGUGAUUCCCUCUUCCUCCUGCUGAUUCGCGGCGUUCGAAGCUUGGAGGUACAACGAGUUCGCUGUCGACAAUCGAGCUGCUUGUGUACCUCUGAACGAGUACACGUGCAUUGUCGGGACGACGGGACGCAUAUCUAGGCGGUUUAACAUGGUCUAGUUUCGCGACCGCGCUUUCGAUCCAUAGAAGAAACUGUCAUUGAACAGCUGUGUAUAGUUUUUCCAUUUGGUUUCAUUUAUUUUGAGUAAUUUAAGUUCAUUCAUUUUCUUGAUUUUUCAAGUAACCUUUUGAUCCGACGUGUUUGAAGACGAGAGGUGCUCAAUGCGGUAGUAAUCACUGUUUUCAGCAUCGUUAAGGGGAACAGACCGCCAGGAUCAACGCGGCGUCAUCUUUCACGGUGAAGAUCGAAUGUGGACAUUGUGCCAUUCGACUGACGAAACGGUAGCAACGGAGGAAAUCGCGAUUUCGGACGACCUGGCACGUGAGAGGAGGGCAUAUUGGAUGAACAGGGGAGAUUGUCGGUGAUGGACAAUGAGCAGCCGCAUCAGGAACUGGUCAAGUGCGUGGUCGUCGGCGAUACGGCAGUUGGAAAGACCAGGCUGAUCUGUGCGAGAGCCUGCAACAAACACGUGUCGCUGUCGCAACUCUUGACGACUCACGUGCCCACCGUCUGGGCCAUCGACCAGUAUAGAAUCUACAAGGACGUCCUAGAACGUUCCUGGGAAGUAGUCGAUAACGUGAAUGUUUCCCUGCGACUUUGGGACACGUUUGGCGACCACGAGAAGGAUCGACGUUUCGCGUACGGCAGAUCGGACGUUGUGCUACUAUGUUUCUCUAUAACAAAUCCCGUAUCUCUACGGAACUGCAAGGCGAUGUGGUAUCCGGAAAUACGACGAUUCUGCCCACAGACUCCGGUACUGUUAGUGGGCUGCAAGAACGAUCUACGUUACAUGUACCGAGAUGAGACGUAUCUGAGCUAUUUCCGCGACCGCAGUCCGUUCGUGAGAGCCACGAGGAAGAGCGAUCUGGUAAUGCCUGAUCAAGCUCGAGCUGUUGCACGUGAGCUUGGUGUUUGCUAUUAUGAGACUAGCGUCUUUACAUAUUACGGUGUUAACGAAGUCUUCGAGAAUUCGAUACGCGCUGCCUUAAUCGCGCGUCGCCAACAACGAUUUUGGAUGACGAACUUGAAGAGGGUGCAAAGGCCUCUUCUUCAGGCACCGUUUUGUCCACCAAAACCUGUACCACCGGAAGUGUGUCUGGCGACAAGCACUUACGAAGAAAACAUGAAAACGUUGUGGACAAAACCAGUUCACACUGACGUGACUUUGAUAGCCGGAAACUGCACGUUUUCCGCUCACAGGUGUCUUUUAGCCGCAGCAUCGCCCGCGUUCCAUCGACUUUUCUCUAUGGAACUCGUUCAGGAACAAACACCUCGAAGCUCUAGCGAAUCUAGCAUGGUGAGUACAUUCGGCGAAGCAACGGUCGGUGACUUCAACGAUGACACCGAAUGCCUCAUUCGUAUCGAUCAAUCAAAACCUGCAAAAGUUUGGGAACAACUGAAGCGACGUUCAAGCUUCCAAGUACUGCCCACGGUGGACAACCAAAAGAAACCACCUGGAGCUACUAGAGAACUUAAUCAUCCUGCCUUCCAGAACAUCCGUGUAUGCUUGACUGAAAAUACAAAUGGAAUGCAGCAACCAACGACCGUGGUGACGCUGUCUAAACUAAUUACACCCCAGGCGAUGCAGCAGUGCUUGCAAUUCAUUUACAUGGGCAGCUUGGAUAAACGGUAUCACGAUCUACAAACAGCUCCUAUCGGGCUUCUACUGGAGAUUAGACAAGCGGCGGAAUUCUUGGAGCUUCCGCAAUUAUUGAUGGUGCUUGGGACUUUACAAACAAGAGAUCAAUUUAAUAAUGAUCUUAAUAAUAGGUAUAAGCAAGUGGUGAGGCAACGUUUGGAAGACAUUUGUCUAGAACAAGGACUCUUCGCUGAUGUGAUAUUUGAACUAGACGAUGGAAGUGUUCCAGCCCACAAAGCGAUACUCACUGCCCGAUGUGAUGUAAUGAAGGCCAUGUUCUCCGGAGAUUUCCGCGAAAGUAGCGCAAAAGUGAUAGUGUUUCCCGGUGUACGCGAGUACACGUUCCACAAACUACUCUGCUAUCUCUAUACGGAUGAAGUGCCAGCAAUUUCCUCUGCCAGGUGCUUGAACCUCUUAGAAUUGGCAAAUCGUCUUUGUUUGCAACGACUGGUGAACUUGGUCGAGAGCAGAGUGAUCGAAGAUCUCGGGAGAUUGUCUCAGAACGAGGGAAACGAGGCCGUGGAGAACUGUCUGAGACUGCUGGAACCGUGCAAGUUGCAUAAUGCCGAUCAACUAGCUGACUGGUGUAUGAACCACUUGUGCGUCAAUUACAACAAGUUGUGCAAAAUGUCUCCGCGAAGCGUACGCCUUCUGCAUCCGGAGAACCAGGAAUAUUUGAACGAGCAUCGAUGGCCUCCAGUAUGGUAUUUAAAAGACUACGAUUACUACCAAAAAUGUUUGGCGGAACGUGACCGCGAAAAUAAGCCGACGUUGAAGAGAAAUCGCAAUCAGUCCGGUUGCUUAUGCUUCUCUGGUACGAGCAAAACCAGGAGAGAAAGUUCGAACGGUGGUGGAGGUACAGCAUCGUCGGCGAACAACGAUCCGCAAGCUGAACGACCCCUAUUCGACUCUAUAGAGUCAGGUGAACAGGUUGUAUGACAAGAGCCUAGCGGCUUACGCCGCUCAGUCCGAUUCAUUCUGGUCCUACCCGUGCUCAUGGUCUUCAUAUGCACCAUUUUUACUAUUUUGAUACUGCUACAGAUUUAUACUUAAGGAACGUUAAACACGAUUUAUGCACACUCGAAGAUGCCUAUGAAAAAAUCCGGAUAUAAGUCAUCCAGUCCUUUACCAGCCGUACGUAAUGAGAAUGAAUUUCUUGGUUCUUCUUCCUGUUUUUCUUUGUCUUGGAAAAAAGUGUCCAGUCUGAGAAAAAAACGAUAUAUGAAUUGGUGCGAUCGUAUCUUUUGUACAACUUCAACGGAAAUGAAUCCAACAUUCGUAUUGUCAUUUAAGAAGUGUAUUUAAAACAAAUUCUAUGCUGUCGAUUCUUUUAGAAUUUCACACGGGCGUCCGUCGUUUAUAAGCAAAUAAAACAAGAUGGUGCCUUUUGUUGACGACUCGUCGUUGCUGCCACAGCGACCCUAAAAUAGGGUGAUGUCGAUCACCUGGGACAUGUUUUAACGUCUUUUUGAUCGUAUCCGUAAAUAUGAAUUACAGUGAAAAAGAUAAAUCACGAUAUAAGUUGAAGAAUGUCUUGCAUCCAAUUGUCCGUCAAUGAGCACGGCACGUUUUUCUAUGGAGAACGUGAAUGUUUCAGAUUGCUCAUCUACUUUAAUCACGUAACAAGUGAUUUUUAUACAAGAGUUACUUCGGUGGUUCUUAACACCCUUGAGAUUUUUUCAUAUUUCUCUAGUUAAUAUUGUUCAUGAUUUCUGUAUAUUCCUAAACCAAAAUUUCUACAUUAAUUUCAUGGUAAAUUUCAGGACGCAUAGAAAACCGAAUUGCAUUUUCUACCGAAUCGUUGUGCGUCUAAAUACUGGGAAAUCUUGAACAGUAUUUACUUCGAUAAUUAUUGUAAUUUCCAGCUUCCCUCCGCCUCAAAUUACAAUUUAAUUCUACAAAAAAAGAAGGGCAAGAGGAAAAGGGCUGGAAAAUUUUUUAAAUCGAGCCACUGAAGGAAAAAAAUGAAAUUUUCAAGAGACGAUUAAGAUUCGUCGUAAUUUUAUCGAUGCGUGUUAGACUGAAGAAAACGAGCAAUAGCUUUAGUCCAUAGUAGAGCGUGACUAUACUAAGGGAUACACAUAGUUCUAUAAGGAAUAAGUAACUAUUAAUAAUAAAUCGAUGCGGAUUUUUACAUUGUUUGUACAGCAUCCGACGACGCUUCAUCUCUUGAGUUUCCGUUCGACGAGAUUACGGUUUCUUCGAGUGCGAGAAGUCCUCUCGUAUUUGUACUAUUUUGUAACGAUUUACGGCUAAAUGAAAUAGCUAUUCUCGUCAAUCGUCGAUUACUAUUAAGUAAUGGGGGUGCAUGCAGUUCAAUCGACAUAAAGUUGGAUCGUCCAAUAAAAAAACUGCGACAUAUCGAUCACGGUAAUGGGUUACUGCUAGAAUUAUAAAUUACGAUCACAUUGGUAAGAAUAAUUUAAUAGGAUAAAUAACGAGAGAAAAUGGGGAUGAAUUGAUAAUUAAUUCGUAACGAUUAUAAUUACGUAUAUCGUAACAUUCGUAAGGUAUAGAGCGAUGGUCCGUUCGAAUGUAUCUCUGUGUAAGAGUGAGUCCUCGCGUAUAUUAUAUAUUUUCUUAGCGACUUGUACUUUGUAAGGCACAAAUUGAUUCUCGUACGCCGAAGAAACGUAAUUAUGUAUCGUCAAAGUGGGUCAUCAAUCACGUAUAUAAAUCCUCGUUUAGAUAUGAAGCAACUUGUAUUAUUAGCGGUCGAUAUCACAAAUAAUUUAAUACUUGUUAGAUCAUCCUUUGCCGUGAUCAUCGUUCAAUCGAUUUUUUCAUACAUCAUCGUGCAAUGAAAGUAUGUUCGAAUGAGUGAGCGAAUGGGAAGGAACAAAAAGGGAGAAACAAAAUAUAGACGGAGAAUUGUAAUUUUACAUUAUGUAUGUAUAUCAUAUACGGUACUAUCUUGUUAACUGGCCGUUUAUUAAAAAAUUAGAAUUUCGCUCCUAGAAGAAACUUCCAAGGAAUGGUGGGGAUAGCAAUGACCAGUUAAUAAGGCAGAAUUCCAGCCAAUUAACAAGACAGUACUGUAUCUAAAUAAACAUUUAUGUAACCACGCGUGACAAUGAGGGUUCUUUGACUGGUUAUUCGAAUUAAACAAUUUCAAUCUAGAUAUUUGAAAGAAGUUGAGGAAGAAGUAAAAUUAAACAUAUAUACAGUCACAAGAUGUAUUACUGCCUGAUCUGAGAGAAAUUAACGGAAACAAUGUACACGCAAAGAUAAUAUAUCUGUUCCGGCGAGGCGAGGGUGAGAAUAGCGUCCCAUUUGUACGCUAUGUCAAUUUUAAUGUCAAUGUUAUCCUUCGUCGCUCCUAAGUGUAUAUUUUGUACUGAAAUCAGUAAUCGUAGGAAUAAGGAAUACAGUUACAUGUAGAGCGAUAGGGGAUCAGGAAAUUAUAAUUUUCAAAUGCAUUUUAGCUAGAAUUCACCUUAAAUUUCUAUUAAAUGUUUUUCCAUGCGUACAAGGCAUUUGCGGGCAUUUAAAACUCUAAAUGUGACAAUUGUAAAUGUACAGUUUAACGUAAACUUAAUUUACGUUGAUAAACAAGGAUUAUUUUCUAUUAUCAUUUCCUUCAAAGUAAAAAUUUCUCAAUUUCUCAAAGUAUUUACAUAUUCGUUUCGUUUUUCUUAUUUUUAAUUUUCAACUUACCACGCUCGCAAAGCCUUCGAUCCUACGCCGAGGAAGAUUAUUGUGAUUGCGACCUCUGUUUUGAAUCUUACAGUAGUGUCUGGUUAACUGGCUAUAGCUAUCUCCACCAAUUCUUAGAAAUGACACCGUGGAGUGUCUCUAUAUAGUACAUAGUUAAAAUAUAUGUAUCAGGCCAAUUAACAAAGCAUUACUGUAAUCGAUUCGUCGGAAUCGUCAGUAUUUGGUCGGAUUAAGAAUUUAAGCCUAGAUAUCGAUUAAGAAAUCAUAAAGUAAUUUUGAACAUUUCAUAUUAUAACGUUCUGUAUUAAUGAACGUCAAACGUAUAAAUUUUUUCAAAACAUACAAGUCAAAUCUUAUGACUAAUUAUUAAUAUUUCUAUAUUAAAAUUAAUUCGCCCCAGCACGAUUUACGUUUCACAUUUGUAACUAUUUCGCAUAUUUAACUUUUCUAUUGCUUUGAUUAUAUCUUACGAUUAAUGAGUUAUUUUCAAUCUUUAUAUUCAUAAACAUAUUUUCAAAUUUAAACACUCAAUAUUUGAACAUGUCAGGAUUUAACAAAUAUAUGAUGAACGGCAAAUGGAUAAUGCUAUCGAACUUUGACAAACAUCAAGUUUUGUAAUUACCUUUAAAUAUUACGUUAAAUGAUAUUUUGAGGAUCACAGAGAAACUAAAGAAGUAAAGCGAUUAUUCGAAGGUCUCAGUUGACAAUCCAUAUUGAUUUUCGGAUAUCUUGAUGAGCGUUAAUCGAAAUAAUGACAUCUAUGGCAGAUUUCAUUUUACUCGUCUAAGAUAAAAGUAUAGCUGUAUAUACAUAUAUAUCCAUACCGCUUCGAGAAAUAUGAUUUUUAUCUUAAGCUAAAUUUUAAUAUUCUAUUUUCAAAAAUGCACAGGCGACAAAUAAAUUUAAUUUUUAACUAAAAUUGAGAUUUUUUAGAACUGUAUUUCAAACAAUUAUAUACCCUUUUCAUUGAGGCACAAAAAUGUAAUGUCUAAUCUCCAAAUUAAAAAAUGUUACAUUAACCCCUUCCCGUACUGUAGCGACUCAGAGUCGCAAUGAAGAUUUUGGCCCAAACAUGAAUAUCACGAGCCUGACUCGCGACCAGAUACUUGGACCAAACGUAAACAUAACAAGACGAGCUCGCGAACUGUUUCUUUGCCCGUUACGAUCGUGACUGAAUGUUAGUUUCUGUUUACGAGCAUCAGUCUGGUCUGUUUCGUCGAAAUAACUGGCACGGGAAGGGGUUAAAUUAGAAAAGUUUUAUUUCUAUCUCUUUUUUGAUUCUUUUAUCAUACAGUGAUUUGUGUUAAAAACUUGCCAUCUAUAUAAUAAAUAGGUUACAUCAUAAUAAUGAAAGAUAUUUGUAUAAAAAAUUACAGUCUCUGAUACAAUACUCUUCUCUCUCUUAAGGAUAUAUGAAUCUCUUCUAUUUACAAAGUGAUUAAAAAUACAAAUGGUUAAAUAUAUAUCUAUAGUGGCGUUGAUAAUGUUACCAUCGCAGUUUUUAUUUCAUCAUAAAGUUCUUUAUAUUCUUCAUGUUCCUUAAUAAGUACCAUAA